AUGGGGGGUGACAAAGCUCUCAGUCUUGAAGAGAUUAAAAAUGAGACUGUUGAUUUGGAAAAGAUUCCCAUUGAAGAAGUGUUUGAGCAGCUGAAAUGUACCAGGGAAGGUUUGUCUUCAGAGGAAGGGGCCAGCAGGUUGCAAAUUUUUGGCCCCAACAAAUUGGAAGAGAAAAAGGAAAGCAAAAUUCUCAAGUUCCUUGGAUUUAUGUGGAAUCCACUCUCAUGGGUCAUGGAAGCUGCAGCAAUCAUGGCUAUUGCCCUCGCUAAUGGUGGUGGACAGAAACCUGAUUGGCAAGAUUUCGUUGGUAUUGUCUGCUUGCUCGUGAUCAACUCUACUAUUAGUUUUAUUGAGGAGAACAAUGCUGGAAACGCCGCUGCAGCUCUUAUGGCUGGUCUCGCUCCAAAAACCAAGGUGCUUCGAGAUGGCCGAUGGAGUGAACAGGAAGCAGCUAUUUUGGUUCCUGGUGAUAUUGUAAGCAUAAAAUUGGGAGACAUCAUUCCUGCUGAUGCCCGUCUUCUUGAAGGUGAUCCGUUAAAGGUUGACCAAUCUGCCUUGACUGGAGAAUCUCUUCCUGUCACCAAGAAUCCAGGAGACGAAGUUUUCUCUGGUUCAACAUGCAAACAAGGUGAAAUUGAAGCUGUCGUAAUUGCCACUGGUGUUCAUACAUUCUUUGGGAAAGCAGCACAUCUUGUUGACAGUACCAACCAGGUUGGUCAUUUCCAGAAGGUGCUGACUGCCAUCGGUAACUUCUGCAUCUGCUCCAUUGCAUUGGGUAUGUUGAUUGAGAUAAUCGUCAUGUACCCGAUCCAGCACAGACCCUACAGAAAAGGAAUUGACAAUCUCCUUGUGCUCUUGAUUGGUGGUAUUCCCAUUGCUAUGCCCACUGUCUUGUCUGUGACUAUGGCCAUUGGAUCACACAGGCUAUCUCAGCAGGGUGCCAUCACAAAGAGAAUGACUGCCAUUGAAGAAAUGGCUGGCAUGGACGUGCUCUGUAGUGAUAAGACUGGCACUUUGACUUUGAACAAGCUCAGUGUUGACAGAAACUUGGUCGAAGUGUUUGCAAAAGGAGUUGAUAAAGAGCAUGUUUUGCUUCUAGCUGCAAGGGCUUCCAGAGUUGAAAACCAGGAUGCCAUUGAUGCUGCCAUCGUGGGGAUGCUUGCUGAUCCAAAGGAGGCACGAGCUGGUAUAAGAGAGGUCCACUUCUUGCCAUUCAAUCCAGUCGACAAGAGGACUGCUUUGACUUAUAUUGAUAAUGAUGGAAACUGGCACAGGGCUAGCAAGGGAGCCCCUGAGCAGAUUCUUGCUCUUUGCAAUGCAAGCGAAGAUAUGAAGAAAAAGGUUCACUCAAUUAUUGAUAAAUAUGCUGAUCGUGGGCUGCGGUCGUUAGCUGUUGCAAGACAGGAAGUGCCCGCAAAAUCAAAAGACAGUCCUGGGGGUCCAUGGCAGUUUGUUGGGUUGUUACCACUUUUUGAUCCUCCAAGACAUGACAGUGCUGAGACUAUUCGCAGGGCCCUCAACCUUGGUGUUAAUGUUAAGAUGAUUACAGGUGAUCAACUUGCAAUUGGAAAGGAGACUGGACGUAGGCUUGGAAUGGGAACAAACAUGUAUCCUUCAGCUUCCUUAUUGGGGCAACACAAGGAUGAGUCAAUUGCUGGCCUUCCUGUUGAAGAGUUAAUUGAGAAAGCUGAUGGUUUUGCUGGAGUGUUUCCAGAGCACAAGUAUGAAAUAGUGAAGAAGUUACAAGAGAGGAAGCACAUUGUUGGAAUGACUGGUGAUGGUGUAAAUGAUGCCCCUGCACUGAAGAAGGCAGAUAUCGGUAUUGCAGUUGCAGAUGCUACAGAUGCUGCCAGAAGUGCAUCAGAUAUUGUUCUUACUGAACCUGGUCUAAGUGUUAUUAUCAGUGCUGUUUUGACUAGCAGAGCUAUUUUCCAGAGGAUGAAGAACUAUACAAUAUAUGCAGUAUCCAUUACCAUUCGUAUUGUGUUUGGAUUCAUGUUUAUUGCUUUGAUAUGGAAGUUCGAUUUCUCUCCCUUCAUGGUUCUGAUUAUUGCCAUCUUGAAUGAUGGAACAAUUAUGACAAUUUCAAAGGACAGAGUGAAGCCAUCACCGGUCCCUGACAGCUGGAAACUAAAAGAAAUUUUCGCUACUGGAAUAGUGCUUGGUGGUUAUCUAGCAUUGAUGACUGUCAUAUUCUUCUGGGCCAUGAGAGAGACUCAUUUCUUCCCAGAUAAAUUUGGGGUCAGACAUAUUGGUGACAGUGAGCAUGAAAUGAUGGCUGCUCUUUACCUACAAGUGAGUAUUGUUAGCCAGGCUCUGAUUUUUGUUACUCGAUCACGAAGCUGGUCCUUUGUGGAACGCCCCGGGCUACUGUUGGUGACUGCUUUCAUCAUUGCUCAGCUGGUUGCCACUCUAAUUGCUGUUUAUGCCAACUGGAGCUUUGCAAGAAUCAAAGGAUGUGGUUGGGGAUGGGCUGGAGUUAUCUGGCUUUACAGUGUAGUGUUCUAUAUUCCACUUGACUUCCUCAAGUUCUUCAUUCGAUAUGUAUUAAGUGGAAAGGCUUGGAACAACUUGCUUGAAAACAAGACUGCUUUCACCACCAAGAAGGAUUACGGGAAAGAGGAGAGGGAAGCUCAAUGGGCUGUUGCUCAGAGAACUUUACAUGGACUUCAACCACCCGAAGCCACAAACAUUUUUGAGGAAAAGAGCAGCUACAGAGAGCUUUCUGAAAUCGCAGAACAAGCUAAAAGGAGAGCUGAGAUGGCCAGGCUUCGUGAACUGCACACGCUCAAGGGUCAUGUCGAGUCGGUGGUGAAGCUGAAAGGUCUGGAUAUCGAAACCAUCCAGCAGCAUUACACUGUUUGA
Oldenlandia corymbosa var. corymbosa is the source of this 2865-nucleotide messenger RNA. The record is from the annotation of a GenBank genome assembly. NCBI's taxonomy places the organism in Eukaryota, Viridiplantae, Streptophyta, Magnoliopsida, Gentianales, Rubiaceae.